GGUAUAAGUUGUAGAGACGGUGAACCCAGCCUUCACAACGGUAGUGCUGGACGUCUGGAGUCAAUCGUCGUCAGAAAACAUAGGAAGACAAUCGACAGUCGUCUCCAAGUAGGAUACCUAAACAUGGUAGUGCCAUCCUGUUUCCGAUUCGCACUGGUUGGUGCUCUCAUCUGCUGGGCACAAGUGUCUUCUCAAAUCCCUACAGAAGCCGGCCCAGUCUGUAGCAACGACCUUCAGUGCAUGCGUAAAAUGGACGGGUACGGGGCCUGCUGCGUCUUCUCGUCGCUUCUGUCCAGAGCCGCCCCGCAGUGCAAGACGGCAGGGAGUUCGGGGGACCUGUGUCACGUCGGGAGCAACUUCGAGCCGUACCCUUUCUGGAGGCCCCACGGCUUCGGGAGCUGCCCGUGCGGGAGGGGGUUGACUUGCGUCCCGCUGGACAGAUCCUUCAUUGGAGUGUGCAAGUAAACCACGUACGGGCAGACAGCGAGACCAUGGUCAACAUUUCAAUACCUGUAACGUUAGUCCUCAGGUCAUUGCUAUAACGGGCAGUAUUUUUUGUUGCCUUAGUGAACUUUGUAGAUUCGGUAGGUUUUGACCUGAAUUAAGACUAUCUUAAAGAUGACUGCUGGCUUUGUCAAGAAUCAUGGAAGUGAAAUGAUAUCAAACUGAAGAUCUGGUCUUGUGUGUGAAAUGAAGAGUUAUAAAUACAACAGAAUAUUUUGAUGGA
Messenger RNA from Branchiostoma floridae (Florida lancelet), 727 nucleotides. Its product is annotated as prokineticin Bm8-c-like. The transcript has 2 exons. Lineage: Eukaryota; Metazoa; Chordata; Leptocardii; Amphioxiformes; Branchiostomatidae. Bases 124 to 465 code for a protein of 113 amino acids. The record is from RefSeq and is a predicted model, not a curated record.